CAGAAGGGGAAAUUCCCGCCACAAAGCGGCAAGAACCGUCAGAACACGUCUUGGCAUAAUUGUGCUGGCAGAAAAAGGCGGUCAGCAACAAGAAAAAUACCAUCGAGUAAAUUUACUUGCUCCUACAUACGAGAACCAGGCCUUGGAAAUCCAUACCACAAUGCGACGUCGAUAAACCAGAACACUCUAAUACCUCUCACUGCCAAUAUGGGACGUCCCACUGACGAGGAUUUCAUCCUCACCCUAUCUGACGAAGAGACACAGGCACCCUCCGACGCAGAUCUCCCCAACCCCUCAAAAACAGGUACGAAACGCAAGCGAGGCUCUGAUUCUGGCAAGAAAAAUGGUAUACAAGAGAAGCGACAGAAAAAUGUUGCGGAAGAGCCAUUGGACAAUGACAGCGAGGACGAGCAAGAAGGCUUUGACUCCGACUUCGAAUUCGAGAUAGGCACAAACCAAGACACCCAGGAUCUUGACGACUUUGAUGGGUGGGGUCAAGAUGUUACAUCCCAAGAAAAGGAGGUAGCGCCAGUCAAACGUGGGGUAGACCUGGACGAUAUCAUUGCACGGCGAGCAGGCAAGUCUGCAAGCGCGGUGAUCAAAAAGAAGAAAGCCGCUUCCGAGGAGAGCGAUGGUGGUUUUCAAGAAGACGGUGACACAGCAUCCACCAGAGACGAGGAUUCAGAUAAUGAAAUCAACUUCGAUGAUGACGAGCUAGUUGCCCCCGACACCUUCGGCGCAGAAAUAAACCCAGAGGAAGAAGACCACACCGAUGAAGAGGACAACAGUGACGACGACAACAACGAGGAAGACGAUUCCGCCUCGGACAAUAAUUCUGUUGCCUCUCCCACCGCACACCCUGACGAUCUGGCAUCCGAUGCUGAGUCAGAGACAUCUCAGUCCGACGCCGAAGAAGAUGCCAAGAGAGCAGCAUUCUUUGCACCUGAACACAAAGCUGCAGCACCUGAUCUCAAGACUGUCUCCUCAUUCCAGCAAUUCUCUUUAUCGAGACCAAUACUCCGUGGAUUGGCCAGCCUACACUUCACUACGCCAACACCCAUUCAAGUGCGUGCUAUCCCCGUUGCUCUUCAGGGUCUGGAUGUGGUUGGAUCUGCAGUGACGGGUUCGGGCAAAACAGCCGCUUUCCUUCUACCCAUUCUAGAACGUCUCCUAUACCGACCACGAAAAGUGCCCACCACCCGUGUCGCCAUUUUGAUGCCCACUCGAGAACUGGCAGUCCAAUGUUUCAACGUCGCCACCGCCCUCGCUCGUUAUACGGACAUUACUUGCGCUCAAGUUGUUGGAGGUUUCUCCCUCCGUGAACAGGAAGCGAUCCUGAAGAAGCGCCCGGAUAUCGUCAUCGCUACUCCUGGUAGAUUUAUCGAUCACAUGCGCAACUCGGCCAGCUUUGAGACUGAGCAUAUCGAGAUUCUUGUUCUCGACGAAGCAGACCGAAUGCUGGAAACAGGGUUCGAAGACGAACUCAACGAAAUCCUCAAGACCAUCCCCAAAGGCCGCCAAACAAUGCUUUUCUCCGCGACCAUGACAGACAGCGUGGACAAACUAGUUCGUGUCGGCAUGAACCGACCCGUGCGCCUAUCAGUCGACGCAAAGAAGAGCACCACCUCAGGCUUGACCCAAGAAUUCGUCCGCCUCCGACCCGGGCGAGAAGGACUUCGCCUGCCCACACUGUGCGUACUCGCCACAACCGCCUUCACCAGCCGAACGAUUGUCUUCUUCCGCCAGAAAAAAGAAGCUCACCGUGUUCGAGUGAUAUUCGGCCUCCUUGGCGUCAAAGCCGGAGAAUUGCACGGUAGCAUGACCCAGGAACAGCGAAUCAAGGCGGUCAACGACUUCCGCGAAGGCAAGACCACCCACCUCCUCGCGACCGAUCUUGCAUCUCGAGGUCUCGACAUCAAAAACGUCAUGACCGUCAUCAACUACGAAGCACCCCAAAGCCACGAAAUCUACCUCCAUCGUGUCGGCCGUACCGCUCGAGCCGGAAGAUCCGGUCGCGCAUGCACCAUCGCAGCAGAACCAGAUCGAAAAGUCGUCAAAGCAGCCGUGAAAAGCGGACGGACACAAGGCGCCAAGAUCGUAUCCAGGGCAAUGGACAUUCAACAAGUCGACGAAAUGCAGAAACGGAUCGAAUCACUAGAAGAAGACGUCGAAGCGAUUCUGAAAGAAGAAAAAGCAGAGAAACAGCUCGCGCAGGUGGAGACGCAACUUACGCGAGGUGAGAAUAUUGUCAAGCAUGAGGCGGAAAUCAUGGCGAGACCGAGACGGACGUGGUUCGAAAGUGAAAAGGAGAAACGUGAUGCUAAACAACGAGGUCAGAUCGAGUUGAAUGGGCCGAAUGGUUUGGUCAAGGUCAAGUCGGAGAAGAGGAAGAUGAGUAAUAAGAUGAAGAAGAAGUUGGAUCUGACGAGAGAGCGCAAGGAGGGGAAAAUGUGGAAAAAGGAGAAAAAUGAUGGCGGCAGAGGCGGUAAGCCGGUUUCGGUGGGGAGAUCGAAGGGGAAGGGGAAGUCGUUUACGAGAGGGAAGAAGAGGUAGAUGAAUCAUAGGAUAAAGCGUCUAUGGUUAGGUAUCUAGUCUGCUUGUGUGUAUUUCUCUAUGGAUAUAGAAGAACACACAUGCUGACGAUGAAAUGCU
This is a messenger RNA of Exophiala mesophila, 2652 nucleotides long. RefSeq lists its product as uncharacterized. Lineage: Eukaryota; Fungi; Ascomycota; Eurotiomycetes; Chaetothyriales; Herpotrichiellaceae. Bases 208 to 2553 code for a protein of 781 amino acids. The record is from RefSeq and is a predicted model, not a curated record. The transcript has a single exon. Gene Ontology annotation, molecular function: nucleic acid binding; RNA helicase activity; ATP binding.